This is a messenger RNA of Actinia tenebrosa (Australian red waratah sea anemone), 328 nucleotides long. RefSeq names its product PI-actitoxin-Aeq3a-like. The record is from RefSeq and is a predicted model, not a curated record. Lineage: Eukaryota; Metazoa; Cnidaria; Anthozoa; Actiniaria; Actiniidae.
CACUGAAGCAAUCAAGAGUUGAAGUACCUCUCAAGAAAUAGUCAAGUCCUUAAAGAUGGCAAAGCAAUUGAUUUUUGUGUUGUUCUUGGCAAUGGCUGUAGGUAUGACCAUGGCAAGACCAGAGUUCUGCUUGCUUCCAGCAGAGACUGGCCGCUGCAUGGGUUACUUCCCGAGGUACUAUUACGACGAAUCCAUCGGUACGUGUCGUCAGUUUAUCUUUGGUGGAUGCCAGGGGAAUGAAAACAAUUUUGAGACCAUGAAAGAGUGUGUUCGAAAAUGCGCGCUUCUUUAGACAACAGGUACGUAAUGCAUCAUGAUACAUACUAUA